Messenger RNA from Anoplopoma fimbria (sablefish), 1802 nucleotides. RefSeq lists its product as uncharacterized. Gene Ontology annotation, cellular component: ribonuclease MRP complex. The record is from RefSeq and is a predicted model, not a curated record. Gene Ontology annotation, molecular function: RNA binding. The transcript has 2 exons. Lineage: Eukaryota; Metazoa; Chordata; Actinopteri; Perciformes; Anoplopomatidae. Gene Ontology annotation, biological process: tRNA 5'-leader removal. The coding region runs from base 392 to 1231 and encodes 279 amino acids.
CAGACACUCCUCCUGUGAGCAUUUGUGAGGCAGCUCCUGUCCCUUAUGUCUCUUUGUGGGGAACAGAACAGACUUCCCAGAGCACCACUGGAGACAAGACAGAGCUCCAGGGAGGACAACCCACAUGCAGACCUCCAUGCAACCCUGGCCUCAACUACUGGGGAUGCUAAGAUGAGCACAAGGAGGGGAGACACAGACCUACUCAAGCUGGAGUAAAACACCAAGAUGUCCAAAACAGGAGGUGGAACCUUUCAGCUGGACAAGCCAAGAGGUCAAUUUUGAUUUGAAGGCAACAUUUUCAGCAGAUCAAAAUCAACAGCGCUGGACUGGAUCGCUAAGGAAAAGUGUGUGUCUGGACUAACAUUGCAGUGGAGAAUUGAAGACGGAGGAAAUGUUACCAGGGUGUGGAGUGGUGAGUGGCCAGAACCAGUACCUGACCAGAGACGCUGUCAGGCCCCAUCCCGGUCUGGAGGUGAACAGACCGAUCCAAAUGGAAAAUGGGGUAACCCACGGGACCUGCCCUUUUUACCACAAUCAAACUUACAGCAAUGCUGGCCAGCCAGCAGUGGUCAACAAUGUUUCCAGCCCGCUGAAGCCAACACCACUGCCAGUCCCUCCCCCUGCACUAAAACUAGGGCAGGAAGGGUUUAAGAAAGUCUGCCGAACUGAGGAGGACAGCCCCUGUCCCUUUCCAGGAUUGGCCUCUGGGGUGCUGGAGAUGCGCGUGAAGGAGGGAAGUAAGAUCCGCAACUUAAUGGGAUUUGCCAUGGCACGGAUGCAGGGAGAGAAGGAUGUCAGUGGGGGAGGCGUGAGUGGUGGCGGUGGGCUCAGGCAGGUUGUCUUCACCGGGUCGGGCCGCGCGGUCACGAAGACCAUCACUUGUGCUGAGAUCAUGAAACGAAAAGUGGGCUCGCUGCACCAGCUGACCAAGCUGCGGUACAAGGUGGUGAAAGAGGUGUGGGAGAGUAGUGAAGGGGGGACAUCUGAGAUGACGGUGCACAGGACUGUGCCCUCCAUCAGCAUCCUUCUCUCCAAAGACCCGCUGGAUCCCCAGGAACCGGGCUAUCAGCCUCCAGAGACUCUCACUGCAUUGUGGGACGAGAGAGAGGGGAUCGAAUCUGCCUCGCAAACAGCACACAAGAGACCUCUUGGACCUUUGCCAUACAGCGGUUUCCCUCACUGUAAGAGAGUGUGUUUGGGGGAAGGAGUGUCGGUCCACCCUCCUUACUGACUGACUGACUGACUGGCUGAACCGGUGUCAAACAGUGGAGAGGAUUGAAUCAGGAGAGUUCAUUUGGCGCUGCCCUCCACUCAAGCACAAUGCUGAGACAAUCAGAACACUCACUCAGACAGAACAGUGCUUUCUCAGAAGAACUGAGUACCAAUUCCAGCCUCCAGAGGUCAGUUUGACUGGGACCUGAAAGCUUGCCUCUGUAAAAAAAAAAAGAGCAUUUAAGGGAUGUGUUUCUGGGCACGUCCAACAUGGUCUCUCAAAUCCACAUAAUUGUGAUGUUUGCUGUAAAAUCUUUAACCGAUUCACAUCCCAUUUCACACUGACAAAAGAAAAAGCCAUGAAUUGCACAGGUUCCAGAUUCCUGCUUGCAGUAAACUAUCUACAGCCUGUGGAUAAAAUUAUUUAUUAGCAACAUGUUGCAAUCAUUUAUAUUCCUUCAUACUCUUUAAGUGUAGCCUCAAAAAAUGCACAAGGUAGACCCAAGAGUAUAAAAUAAAGAGUUUAAAGCCAUUGAUGUAUGACAAAUGCAAAGCAUACCAAUUUUAUUUGUCUGAUUAUUAACUCUCAU